GGCAAGUUUAGAAGGAAGAAAGUGUUGAAAGGUGAAGUAGUCAAAGUUUUGACGGUGAAUUUGGAAGUGAAGAGCGAAGAAGGUUGCGACAACGAUGUGGCUCGAGGUUAUCUUCGGUUUGAUUGUAUACAGGUUGUUCCGACGCUUCUUCUACGACGACGACGUUUUGGACAUCGAAGGAUCUGACUCUUCUGUUCUCUUCUCUGUUGCAGAAAGGCUUAAGAAACUUUACGGAGCAAAUGUGUACGUCGGUCUUCGAAUUCCCGAUGCCGAUACCGCUUCUCGACAGAGCAUUGACAUCGUUCUUCUCACCAAACAGGAGCUAGUGGUGGUAUCUGUGAAAAACUUCUCGGGGAUUUUGACAAUUGGUGGUGAUGGUAGUUGGGUCUGUGAAAAGCCAGACAAACAUAAAGCGGAGCGUCAUCCUGAUCCUGUGGAAGAAGCAAGGAAGCAAGUUGCUAUCCUUGAAUCAUAUCUUGAACAAAGAGGGGUUGCUCUGCCUGAAGGAUAUAUAUCUUUCAAAGUUAUACUUCCAAAUCCUAAAUUAUGUACCAUUCCUGCAGGCAGUUUUCCAUCUGAAGUUGUUACGCAUGACCAAUGGAUGCAACUGAAGCCAGAACAUAAAAGCACGCUGUCCAGUUGGGUAAAGACUGCCUUUCGUAGUGGGAAGAAGGAUAUGCAAGAAUCUGUUACUCAGAAUCUUGAUUUUGUCCUUAGCUCAGCUCCAAUAUGGGAUAGGGUGGAGCUUAAAGGCAACAAGUUUGUAUUGGGGGAGUUCCUGGAAUUUAAGGGAAAAGAAGAAGAUGUUCAGGCUUUAAGACAUAUUAGAAGAUCAAAAGUUGGUCAAAUGAUGAUCCAAAAGACAAGCAUGUUUGGACUAGCUCCUUCUAGGCUUCAAGUUCUAUACACCUUUCGCGACUAUAGAACUGAAGGGACAUCAGAACCAGAGUGUAAAGAAGUAACCGUAAGAUCAAGUACAGAGAUAAUAUUUCAAUCUGAAAAUGCUUCCAAAGUUCGGAAGUUUAAGCUCUCUUCAGUGAGCUCUAUGCUUCUUAGCGCUUGAAGUUGGCCAAACUAAAGAAAGGUAUUUUAGUGCUGAUUUUUGCCAGUGGCAUAUAUUUCUCGUCUAUUUGUAUUCCUCUUCAAGGAUGUAUAUUCUUCGUUAAGAUGCAUGAAAUGGAUAUAUACAUUACUAGCCUUACAGAAUAUCAUUACACUCGAAAGUCAUACAAGUUACUUAACAGGUUUUUCUGCGUGCUUGAUUUUAUGAUGUAUAUUUUAAUAUAAUUAGCAGUUUUAUA
Molecule: messenger RNA, 1301 nt
Organism: Cajanus cajan (pigeon pea)
Lineage: Eukaryota; Viridiplantae; Streptophyta; Magnoliopsida; Fabales; Fabaceae
Product: plasma protein
Source: RefSeq, a predicted model, not a curated record